AUGUGUAAAGUGUUGGGUGACGAUUCUAUUUCUAUUCACAAAUCUAGUGUUCAUGAGAUCGGUAGUUUUAGUAUUCAAGAAGAGGGUUAUAAUUCUAGCAUUCAUGAAGUUUACAACUCAAGUGUGCUUGAAGAGAUAAUUACUAAUGACGAGUUACUACUAAGAGAGUUUGAAAAAGCCCAAGAAAUAUUAAAAACUUUGGAUCAAAAAGAUAAGGAUUAUGUAACAAGUCUUAUUAAUAAGAUUACAAAAUUACAGCAACAAGUAGGAGAUCAGAAACAAGAAAUUUUAUCUCUGAAGAAGCAACUAUGUGAAUGUCAAGAAGAAAUCAUUCAAUUAAAAGAUUUAUAUCAGGGUCUAUAUGAAGAAAAUGAAAAACUUAACAACCAAUGGAAUUCCCGAUUUUGUGACCAACAUAAGCAUGUACAAGCAAUCACCGAUAUCACAAUAACUGAACGAGAAUCUCUAUACAAGGAUAUAGAAUCUAUUAUGGGAGACA
Molecule: messenger RNA, 499 nt
Organism: Dentiscutata erythropus
Lineage: Eukaryota; Fungi; Glomeromycota; Glomeromycetes; Diversisporales; Gigasporaceae
Source: the annotation of a GenBank genome assembly